Myxocyprinus asiaticus (Chinese sucker) is the source of this 5047-nucleotide messenger RNA. RefSeq names its product NLR family CARD domain-containing protein 3-like. Bases 129 to 3812 code for a protein of 1227 amino acids. The transcript is spliced from 12 exons. Lineage: Eukaryota; Metazoa; Chordata; Actinopteri; Cypriniformes; Catostomidae. Gene Ontology annotation, molecular function: protein binding. The record is from RefSeq and is a predicted model, not a curated record.
UGCAUUCAAACACUCCUGCGCACCAGUCGAAGCACAUUCGAGCACUUCUGUGCAAUAGCAAAUACAUUCCUCAAAACCACUUAUGGAAAACAAAAUAUAGGGUCGUGAGGUUGCGACGUGAAAGAGAAAUGGAGUUCCAUAAUGAGGGUGCAGAGAUACAGAAAGCUUUGCCACCGAAGGAUGAAAGCUUGAACCGUGGUACCUGUAGUAGGCUGGAGUCCGUGGGCCUAAUAUCGAGUACGAUGGAAUUCAAUUUAGAAGAAAAUACUCCUCAAGACCAAACAACAAUGAAUAAUCAGUCCGAACAGACACACUCUUUGUUCGCUGCUAAACAAAAUUCUACAGAAGAGAUCCAAACUAUGAGAUCUUUACUGCAAGACAUGUUAAGAAGGCAAUAUGAAGGUACUCUGAAGGCUACAACUUACAUUCCACUGAAGAUGUAUUUGUCAAAGAGAACACAUUUGGAUGCACAAUUGUUUCAUGAGAUGCAAGAGUUGGAAAGACCAUUUAAUGAGGUGAUUAAAGAGGAGAACGUGAUUAAUCAUGAGGAUCUCCUGAAGCCUCAUUCCUCUACACAAAAACCUGUCCGCACAGUUCUGAUAAGAGGGAUAUCUGGAUCUGGCAAGUCAACAGCUGUGGGCAAGCUUGUUUUAGACUGGGCACAUGGCAAAACGCACCUCAACAUUGAUUUUGUGUUUCCUCUUUUCCUGUCUGAGCUGAAUAUUCUGUAUAAGAAUAAAUAUAGCCUGGUGCAGUUCUUGGAUUUGCUCUUUCCAAAGAUUCCAGACCUGGAAACUCUCAAACAUGCUCGAAUCCUCUUUAUAUGUGAUGGGCUGGGUGAGUUUAGACUCCCUCUUAAUUUUAAGCAUGCCAAGACAUGCUUCAAUCCAUUGGAACCAGUUUCUUUGGACUGCCUGCUUGUGAACCUUCUCAGAGGAAAUCUUAUACCCUCUGCCCAGAUCCUGGUGACCUCAAAGCUCAAAGAUCCAAAUCUGAUUCCUCCAGAACACGUCCAGCGGGUGGUUGAAGUUCAUGGGUUUGAUGACUUACAGUGGGAAGAACAUAUCAAGAGAGAAGUGCAUGAUCAAAGCAUUGCUGCAAGAGUGAUUGUUCACGUGAAGUCUUCAAGGACCCUGUACAUUAUGCGUUCCUUGCCAUUCUUUGGUCAAAUGGCUGCCACUGUUUUGGAAGAGCUAUUUAGUAACAGUUCCACCACUGACACAAAUCCACCACUGACAUUGACAGAGAUGUUCACACAUUUCAUCCUGAUUCAAAUGAAAAGACAAGCUGUCCAGGAAAGAUCCACUAGAUUAGGCACUGAGGAGAUCCUGAAGUUAGGAAGACUGGCUUGGCACAUGUUGGAAAAGGACAUGUUGACCUUUAUGGAAAAGGACUUUAGAGAGACAGAUAUUGAUCCUCUACAUCCUGACAAACUCUCUGAGAAUAUGCCCAUGCUUUUCAGAGAAUGGGAACUGAUGAAUUUAGGGAAAACAUACCGCUUCAUGCAUCCCAGUUUCCAAGAGUACCUUGCAGCACUUUAUGUUGCUGUGCAUUACAAAUCCAGCAAGGGAAAUGUAAUGUCUUUUACACUUGCAGAAAGAGUAGAAAAGUUGCUCAACCCUACAGAAGUGCCACUGGAGAUGUCCAGAAGGGCAAUGAAUAGAGCUUUUAGAAGCAAAACUGGCCAAUUAGAUGUAUUUCUCCUCUUUCUCCUGGGUAUAUCUGCAGGCCCAAGCAAAAACCUCCUUUCCGGCUUUCUCCAAAAUUCGUCUUGUGAUGUGAGGAAAGAGGACAUAGUCUCAAACAUCGUAAAGAAAAUUCAGGUGAACCCGUUAUACGAGAUUUCAGUUAAUCUCUUUCGCUGUUUGGAAGAGCUUGACCUAGCCUUACCUGUGGUUGCAAAUCGUGGCCAGGUCGAAUUUGAAAGAAAUAUGGAUACACAAUUCUCUCCUUCACAGUGGUCACAUGUGGCUUCUACUUUGUUGACUUCUGAGGAUUCAUUGGUGACAUUUGAUGUUAGAAAAUACACCAACGCAGAUGAAGCCAUCAUGAGAUUGCUGCCUGUCAUCAAGAUCUCCAGAGUCCUCAGACUAGAUGAGGGCACAGAUUUGAGCUGGGCUCUGCUUGCCUCAGCUCUGACAUCACCAGCCAACCAUAUCAAAGAGAUUGACAUUGAGAAGAAGGCCAUGUAUAAUUUAAACUUGAAGUUUUUAUCUGUUGGUCUGGGAAGCCUUAACUGCAAAGUGGAGAUACUGAGGAUACCACAUUUUCAUAAACUUAGCAGUAAAGAUGCCGAUCCCCUGGUCUCAGCACUUUCAUUGAACCCAACACAUUUGAGAGAGUUGAACAUACUGCGUUCAUUCCACUUGAGUGACAGGACAGUUCAGAGCUUUUCUCAAACCCUAGUGGACCCCAGAUGUCAUCUGAAGAAACUCGCUCUACGAGGAGAAAGUUCUCUCUCCCUAGAGGGAUGUAAGAUCUUGGCAGCAGCUCUCUGUAGCAGUUCUUGUCAUCUGAGAGAGCUGGACUUGAGCAAGUGUUUUCAAAGUUCAGAUGAAGAUCAAGCUGUGCAGCUUUUGUCAGAAGCAUUCAGAGACCCAAACUGCAAAAUAACAGUUCUGAGGUUGGCAUUUUACUAUGUAAAUCAGGAAGCUUUAUCUGCAUUAUUCUCUGCUUUUCAAGAUAACCCUUCACACCUGAAAGAACUAAGUCUAAUUUACUACAGACCAAAUACUGUUGAAUUUCAGCAACUUUUCUCUCUGCUGGCGGAUCCUUGCUUCAAAUUGGAGACACUGCGGAUAGUUCACCAUUGCCUGUCUUCUGCUGGUUCUCUUGAAACGCUUGCUUCAGUUCUUGGAUUGUGCAGUCUCAGAUGUCUGGAUCUUAGCCUUUGUGGUCUGAAAGAUUCUUCAGUGGAGCUGCUUUCUUCAGGACUGUGCAAAACUAACUGUAAACUGGAGAUACUCAGGAUGACACACUGCCACAUCACAGAAGUGGGAGCUGCUUGUUUGGCAAGGGCUCUCCGCAGUAACCCAUUAAUCAUGCGAGAAAUAGACUUGAGCAUCAACCCUGUUAAAGGCCCAGGCUUUGACCAGCUCAGAUCUGUUGCUGAAGAUCCAGCCACCCGAUUAAAGAAAUUAAUUGUGGAUGGCUUAGAGGAGCACCGUGACAUGGAAACUCUACGCCAAUAUGCAUGUCGGUUGACGUGGGAUCCCAACACAGCGUCUGCAGGUGUGCUGUUGUCAGAGAAAGAUACCAAUUUUGUGCAUCGUUCCAGAAAACAGGAACCCAUUCCAUUCCAUCCAGAGAGAUUUAAAGUUCCAAACCAAAUCAUGAGUCGGGAAGGGCUUAGUGGACGCCAUUUCUACCAGGUGGAGUGGUUUGGCAGGUUUGCAACUAUUGGAAUGACCUAUAAACACAUAAGUAGGAAGGGAAGCUUUGCUGCCUGUAGCCUUGGAUUUAAUAAAGAAUCCUGGGGCAUUUCCGUCAGCACCCCCUCUCCCAUCUGUUGUGCCCAUCAUGGAGGGGUGGAAAUACAACUCCCUGACUGCUCGCCCUGGAGAGUGGGUGUGUAUCUGGACUGGCCAGCAGGGACUUUGUCCUUUUACAACACCACAAAUGACACAGCCAAACUCAUACACACCUUCCACGCCAAGUUCACUCAUCCUCUGUUCCUCCUUGUAUGUAUUAGUGCUGGUGCACAGCUGUUGGCAGAAGAGCCCCCUCCUGUCUGUUGCCAUGACCACGACCCCUGGGAUAUGUUUAGGGGCUUUAAGGACUGCAAGGGUUGUAAUGGAUCAAAGGCCUUAUAGAUAAACUGACAUUCCUUCAAGGAAAAUUAUAUUUCCUUCGUUUGUGGAUGAGCUGAUGAUAACGUUUGUAGUGACGCCAUUUCAAGAGGUUGUAGCAGAUAUAUUAGAUGUUGUAGUAGGGGAGCUGGGGGGCAGUUGUAACAGGGAGCAGUUGCAACACAAAACAUUCUUCAAUCACAAACAAGCUAGAAUAAUGACAUAAAACCUGAUCGCACAGGAAAUCGACAUGCUGCUUGCAAAUGUUCAUGUAUCCUGAAAUCAGCUCCCUACUGCUGUAUUAAUGACGAGCACAAACAAUCCAUCCAUCUUUGAUGUCCACUUAUCCUAUGUAGGGUCACGGGUAGUGCUGGAGCCUAUCCCAGCUGUCUCGGGUCGAAGGUGGGGAAACACCCUGGACAGGUGGCCAGUUCAUCACAGGGCUAACACACACCGACAAACACAUUCACACUAUCACUCACACCUGCGGGCAAUUUAGAGUCUCCAGUUCGCUUGACCUGCAUGACUUUGGAUUGUGGGAGAAACUGGAGUACCCUGAGGAAACCCAUGCGAACAUGGGGAGAACAUACAAACUCCACACAGAAAGGCCCAGGUUGAGCCCGAACCGGUAACCUUCUUGCUGUGAGGCAACAAUGCUACCCACUGAGCCACAAUGACAACAUACCUCUGACAAGCACAAUCACCCAUCAGUGCAAAUGUGUUCACCUUUCCCUAUGGCACUGCAAAUAGUGCUUUGCAUGCAAUCUCAAAGACAUGGGUUCUAGUCCCAUGAAUACCAGGAAGUAAUUGUGUUCACAAUGAGACACAGGUUCUGCUGCCAUGGAAACUGGGAAAUAAUCACAUUCACAUAAAUAGUGAUGAACAGGAUUCGGAGGUUGCAUUUUUGCUCUUAAAUUACAUUUUUACUCCACUGAGAGUUAGGUUUAGGGUAUAUGUUAACUAAAAUAUGCAACUAAAAUAUGCAUUCCUGUUGAAUGUAUUACAUAAUUUACAAUACAACUCCCUUUUGGCACCACCCUGUGGACAUUUCACUUCAACAACACUUCCAGUUUCAGCCACUGUGCGCAGUGGUUCCAAUUUCAGUAAGCACAGUCGAUUCAGCAGCAGAACUUUCCACAGUGGGCUCAGUUUGCUUAUUUAGCAAAUGCUUAGUAAAGCUCUGUCUGAGAAAAAGAAAUAUGAUUGUAUGUCCUUGUGAGAAAUUUUCAGCAAAAAAAUAAAAUGAUUUUGAGUUUUGA